AUGAAUGCGCUGAUAGAUGUGGCAUCCGCUUUGGAGCACCUCCAUCGUAGUUACUCAAUUCCCGUUAUUCACUGUGAUUUGAAGCCAAAUAAUGUCCUUCUAAAUGAAGAUAUGGUUGCCUGUGUGACUAAUUUUGGUGUUCCAAAUAUAUUGUCUAUAUUGGACCAGGUAGUAGAUGCAAACUUGCUCAAGCCAGGCUAUCAACACUUCGCUGAAAAGUUGGAGGGCAUAACGUCUAUUGUGAGAAUAGCUGUAGCUUGCACAGAAGAUUCUCCCAGAGACAGGAUGAAUGCUAUAGAUGUUCUUGCUUCUCACGACAAAUCUAAGUACUGGAGCAGGGACCCUAGGUAUGCAAUGGAUUUCUUGAUUCACCAUGUUGUCGAAAAAUUUGUUUGA
This is a messenger RNA of Coffea eugenioides, 396 nucleotides long. Its product is annotated as putative 3-phosphoinositide-dependent protein kinase 2. Gene Ontology annotation, biological process: protein phosphorylation. NCBI's taxonomy places the organism in Eukaryota, Viridiplantae, Streptophyta, Magnoliopsida, Gentianales, Rubiaceae. Gene Ontology annotation, molecular function: ATP binding; protein kinase activity. Bases 1 to 396 code for a protein of 131 amino acids. The record is from RefSeq and is a predicted model, not a curated record. The transcript is spliced from 3 exons.